AUGCAGAACUACGGCCAGCCAGUAUACGAGAGGCCCGGCAGCACAGCGAGCUUCACGGGACCGCCGCCGCCACCUCCAGGCCCGCCAUACCAUCAGCAGCAGUGGGGCCAGCAGCCGCCUCAGCAACAGCAGCCACAGCAGCAACAGGCGGCGCCGGGUUACAACCCUGGAACCUAUGGCGUAUUGCCUGGAGGCUACGCUCAGAGCUCGCAGUAUCCAUCAGCCACACACCCGUCAGAUCCAUACGCGCCUCAACCACAUGUCGACGUCCCUCCUCCACCACCCCCCAAGCCCUAUGGCUUCGCAGCUGCGGUUCAGAAACAGAACAGUCAGAACCCUCAAAAUUGGCAACAGCCACCACAGACGGAUACAAGCUUCACGCCGCACGCACAGCAAGGGGGCUAUCCUGUCUACAACAAUGCUGCUCAGCCACCCUCUGGCACGCCCACUGCUUCAUACUUUCAUUCUACCCAAGUACGGCCUGGGUCAAUAUAUGGCGCAGAUCACGCAGGGCUCUCAGCAUCUCCGGCCUAUCAGCGGCCUCAGAGCACGGUGAUGAGCCCGAACGAGCAGGCCACGCCAUACGCACCUCCGUCGGCACCUGGCCAAGGCGUACAAACAUACGUACCAUCAAACACGACUCCUGUGCCGGGAGUCUACGUGCCUCCUCCGCCAGCCUGGCACCAGGUCCAGCAUGCAUCUUUGCAAAGCGGAAACGAGAGAUUCACCCAUGCCAAUCCGUCAGCAGACCCUACUUUCUAUACACAGGGUAGUCAGGGGACACAGUCAUUACCACAACAGCCGCCUCCUCUUCCACCACGACAUGAGACCCACGGCAUGCCUCCACAACAGCAACAGCACGUUCAACAUCCUCAGAGCCACUUGCCGCAGCAACCACAAGAACAGCAGCCACCACGCGGCCAUUUCUUACAGCAGCAGCAACACCCUCAAGCUCCAGCUCAUUUUGGUCAGCUUGGGCAGCCGGUCCAGCCUCUACAGCAGCAGCAGCAGCAGCAGCAGCAAUAUGAUCAGCCCCCUCUUCCGCAAUCGUAUAUCCAGCAACAGGCUGCACAACUGGAGCAGUAUGCCCAAACCCACCAACAGCAGCAAGUGCAGAGUCCUGUACAGCCGCAGACCCAAUGGCAAGCGCCAGCGCCAGCUCAAAUCAACCACAUGCAGCAAUAUCCAGCGACCAGUCAGCCUGUAUACGAAUACCAACAGCAACAAGCGCAGACAGCAAUUCAACCUCAAUUCCACCAGCCCACUACUGGGCAGCCGUACUACAACGUGUCGGAGCAGGCUAUACAAACGCCGAAACCGAUUGACCGCACUGAUACAGCGCCACCGAACUUUGUGCACCAGUCGAGUCCCCAGAGCCAUUUUAUGUCUCCCGUAAGCAGCCAGCAUGGCACGACUUUUGCACCAGGACAUCCAUCUAGCGCACGCACAGAUUCGGUAAGCUCGAUCGCGCUGGCCAACCUCCACUCGCAACGUGCAGCAAACCGGACAGCUUCUCCAAAGCCGCCAUCCUUCGUGAAUCCCACGCCGCCUCCGCCUCGAGACGAUGCGUCAAGGUUCAGCGCACUGGGCACUGGUGGUCCAUCAGACUGGGAGACGCUUGGCGCAGACGAAGAGAUCGACGACGAAGCCAUGUUUGCGAAGAAAGACCCCGGGCACAAUGAGCCUGUACAGCUGGACAGCGUAGAGCUGCCGGCUCACCACCCUUCACAUCCACUUACGCAAGGGUGGCCAAGUCCUGCUAACCAAACAGCUCCUGUGAAUCACAGUCAGUACGAAAAUUACCAGCCAACUCCUCCAACUGCUACAGUCAGUCCUGUCCAUAGAAUUCCUUCGCCAGAGACUCCACAACAGAGUUUCUUCGCGAAAGACGCGCUCAUUACGUCCUCGCAAGCCUCACCAAAGCUGCUACAGAAGUAUGAAACGGCCCCGGAUGCUCAUCACGGGUUUGUGAUGGGUGAAGUACUGUGGGAUGUACCAAAGCAGAUUGGCAAUGCACCACAACAGUCGCAGCUUCCAGCUCCUGAUAAACGCAGCGAUGGUCCGCAGAGUGUCCAAUUAACAGCUCCUGUCCAGGUAUCGCCUCCCAUCCAAGUACUUGCAUCCAAUUCGCUAGCGCCUGCACCGCAGACACCGCGACAGACACGACCUGGCGUCAAUCGGUUCUUUUCAGAUGUCGGUACAACAUGGGGUCUGUCUCCCAAAGAUCGGCAGCAGGCUUCGAAUUUAUGGGGAUCCAAAGAUGACAUUGAUCUGCCUGCCAAGCUGAAAGCGAAAGAUGAGGAGUUGUGGAACCUACGCAGAGAGUCUCAAAGCGAGAUGCAGAGGGUACAGGCAGAGAUCGAGGCUGGAAAAGCAGAGUUCUUGGCCAGGAUUGACCGCUUGAAGGCGGAUUACGAGGUGGCCAGAGCACUUGCAAGCAAGCAGAGUUCGGCGUUGGAGCAGCAGGUUGAGGCAAUGAAGGCUGCCACAGAACAAGCAAAGCUCGAUGCUGAUGCUCUCAGGAAGGAGAACGACUUGACUAUCGCAAGGAUCAAAGAAGAUGUGGAGGGGAAAGAGGAUACAAUCAGGGAACGCGAUGCGACGAUUGCAGACCUCCGAACACAGCUUGAGAGCCUCCGGAGUCGGCUUGAGGAGGAGAAGAUGAAGGAAGCGCCUGCACCCCCUAAACCUACAGCUCUUGACCUGAUACCGGACCUGGAUCCAUGGUAUGCUGGUUCCCUUGAGCGGUACAUGGCCAUGCUCCAUAGCGAGGCAAACGAGCCGCAGGUAGAAGACAAGAUCAAGACUUUUAAAGCAUUCUUGCGGGCUGAAUCCGGCAUCAGAGGUAUCGAGUACCAUGACAUCGCACCCACACCUUCAGCUGCCGAACAAAUAAUACUCCAUCAACCAGCUAGGCCUGCUGACGCUCAAAGCACUUCUAGUGCAGCGGCUGAGAAGCGCGAUCUGAAUGUCACCGUGCCACAUGGCCCUCCUGACGAUGACGACUUCGAAUACAGUCCUGGGGGGAGACCACUGUUGAAGCGCACCACAAUCUCAGUCGAGGAGCGUGUUUCAACACACACCCAGUUCGUUCCCUCGUCACAGUCAACGGCCAUCUUGACGCCAACAAGCUCGGUUCAUGACGAUUCUACACCUAUCCAGUCUCCGCCUGAUGAGCCGCAAUACAAAGCGUAUGUGCCACCGACCAUGUCAACAGGCGUUUCAGCUUCUAUUGCUCAGCGACAGGCUACGGGCCCUUCCAACCUGCCAACUGUUGCCUCGCCCACUGGUCCUGGCAAAGACCAGGAUGAGAUAUUCUUCGGGGCUCAAGAGCCGAGAGGAAGAAAGGGCAGCAGGCCUACCAGCACUGAUGACGCGGGCGGCGUACCUGUUGUAGCCCCAUUGAACUUCUCUUCCAGUCGCCCGGUUUCUAUGUCGGCGGCGCCAAAGGGCAAUUUGCUCGACAUGCUUAACAACCUCCUGCCGAGUCAAGUCAAGCCUGUGGCACCGAAUCCCCUCAUCGAGGAAUUACGAACGGAAGUCGCAACCGUGAAAUCUGGGUUGAAGCAUGCUGAAGAGCUGACAAAAUCUUGGGAGAAGUCUGCGUCGUUGACACGCAAGAAGAAUGACGACGCCCGCCGAAAACGUGCCGAGGACAAUGAGACUCACAAUGAUGAUCUCUUCAACUCCGAUGAAAUCUCUUACGCUGAGCUGAAGGAUCUCGAGAAUGAGUUCAAGGAGAAAGAACGCAAUCUGAAGAGCCAGGAAGAUCAGGAGGAGUGCAAUGGCUAUGUCCAAACGGUUUUUGAUCGUGUUUACAACGACUUGCAGGCCGACAUCACGACGCUCACAGACUUUUAUAUCGAGGCAGAGACAUUGCUCCAGACCUCUGUAUCCGGAGUCAAGAGCCUCGGAGGCGGCGACGCACCGACGACAAGAGCCUGUCUAGAGCUUCUCGUAGAACUGCACGACCAGAUCGAGAAGACUCACGAACAGGUCGUCCAGGCUGUGGCUGAGCGUGACAAGCGAUACAAGAAGACCGAGAUCCAGCCGCUAUUCGCUGCUGGCAACAUCGCCAAGAUGAAGUCUGUUGAGAAGCACUUCGAGCGGGCUGAGAAGCAGGCUAUCCUCCGAGCGAAGAAUGAGAAGGCUGAGCGCAUGGGCGAGCUCAUCAAGGUGGCUGAAGAGGCCGUCAUUGGUGCGGCGAGCAUCGAACAAAGCGAACGCGGUCGCAUAGUUGCUGCAAUUCGCGAACUCAAACAUGACAGCAACACCUCUGAUAUCCUAUCGCGCGCGCACGAAACUCUCAUCCUCAUUCAAGAGUCGUCAAAAUCGCUUCUGGCUAUGUUCAAUCGCCUGGAAAUCGGGCUCAACACAGCAGAAGUCGAUGCUGAUGUUGCACAAGCACGUGUCGAUGGCGCACCCCCAUCCAAAGUCUCAGAUCUGCAAUCGGGAAUGAGUGCCAGGGAGACCGAGUUGAAGGAUGAACUCACUCGGCGGCUCGACGUACUCGAUCAGGAUCUAGAGGAAUUUGAGCAGCUUAUUAAGGAAAAAGGCGGUAGCGUAGGGAGUAAUGACGAGCAGGAGAAGAGUAAGAGACUCAAGAUGGCACUGGAGGAGGCCAAGCGGAGGAACGGUCAUGCCUGA
Ascochyta rabiei is the source of this 4647-nucleotide messenger RNA. RefSeq lists its product as uncharacterized. The record is from RefSeq and is a predicted model, not a curated record. The transcript is spliced from 2 exons. Lineage: Eukaryota; Fungi; Ascomycota; Dothideomycetes; Pleosporales; Didymellaceae. The coding region runs from base 1 to 4647 and encodes 1548 amino acids.